AUGGAUUCAUAUGAAGCUACAAAUGUCGUGUUUUCAAGGAUCCAAAAUUUGGAACCUGAAAAUGCCUCAAAAAUCAUGGGCUAUCUUCUCUUACAAGACUAUGGAGAGAAAGAGAUGAUACGUUUAGCCUUUGGCCCCGAGACCCUUUUGCACAAUCUCAUUCUCCAAGCCAAAACCCAGUUGGGGUUUCCCUCAAACACACCAUCCACAACCUCUUCACCUUUUGUUCCUUCCUCUAGACCCAGUCCUUUGUCCAUUUCCUCUUCAAGAAUCACAAACAGUAAUGGCUUUGACAUCACAAACCCCUCUUCUCCCUCUACAAAUUCUUGGCCUUUUUUGAGUCCUAACUCCACUUCUUCACUCUCUUAUGCCAGUGUCGUCAAUGGAACCAGUAAUAUUAAUGCUAGUUCAACACCUUUUCAACCCACUAUCUCAUUAUCUAGUGCGUUUCCUUUUAGCAAAAACAAUAAUAGUGCUAAUGAUCUCGUUGAUGAAUAUGAACUCCAGGAUCGCUUUUCCUUUCUCAAUGAUUCAAAGACAGAUGAUUUAUUUGAUCCAAGGGUAGAGCUAGCCAUGAGUCCAACUGCAUAUGGUGAUAACGGUUUGCAUAAGCGAAGUUUUUCAGUACCAGGCACGUGUUUUGGUUCUGAAGAUUCAAAUACAGUGUUUGGUUGGAAGCCUUGCUUAUAUUUUUCAAGAGGGUUUUGCAAAAAUGGUACAGGUUGCAGGUUUGUUCAUGGAGAUUCGGCUGACAGUGCUGCCAUUGUCGGUUCACCAAGUGAAUUCUAUGAGCUUGAACAGUGCCAAGAAAUACUUAGGUCAAAGGCUGCUGCUCAGCAAAAGAAGCUAGCUGCAGCCUCGCAGUUUAUGGCUGGAGCUAAUUUUUUACCUCACAAUAAAUGCAUGAACUUCCUUCAGCAGCAGCAAAAUGACAGCCAAAGAUCAGCAGCAGCGGCUGCAUUGAUGAUGGGGGAUGAGGUUCACAAGUUUGGAAGAAUCCGGCCUGAAAGGAAUGAUUUUUCGCAAAUGGGAUUGGGAGGGGCAAUGAGCCCAAGUGCAAGACAGAUCUAUUUGACAUUUCCAGCUGAUAGUACAUUCAGAGAAGAAGAUGUUUCAAAUUAUUUUAGCAUUUAUGGGCCAGUGCAAGAUGUGAGGAUUCCAUACCAGCAGAAGAGAAUGUUUGGAUUUGUUACAUUUGUGUUUGCAGAGACAGUGAAGCUUAUAUUGGCCAAAGGGAACCCGCAUUUCGUUUGUGAUUCACGUGUGCUUGUUAAGCCUUACAAGGAGAAGGGAAAAGUUCCAGACAGGAAGCAUCAUCAACAGCAUCAGAUUGAGAGGGAAGAGUAUUCAGCUUGUCCAAGCCCAUCCAGGAUCAAUUCUAGAGAGCCAUUUGAUCUCCAUCUCGGAGGUAGAAUGUUUUACAAUACUCAAGAGAUGUUGAGAAGGAAAUUAGAGGAAGAGGCUGAUUUACAGCAAGCUAUUGAACUCCAAGGGAGAAGGUUAUUAAAUCUGCAACUUCUCGACUUAAAGAAUCAUCAUCAACAUCGAUAUCUUCAUGCUUUGUCAACUGGGUCUCCCAUUCCUUCACCAACUAUCUUGCACAGUCCCAACAAUCAAUCUCUCUUUUUUCCAAUCGAUGGCAUCGAUCAAGAAGUUCCUCAUGAGAAUGGUAGCAACCCUGAUACUGCAGUCUCUCAAAAUGCUGUUGCAGAUGCUGACCAGGAAGUGAGUCCAGCUUGCAAUCAUAAUGAUGGCAAUAGCAAUAAUAGAGAUAAGGAAGAGAAGUCCAACGAUGAAGAAAGUGAUCUCCAUGAAAAUUUGGAGCAUAUUCUCCCAGACAAUCUCUUUCCUUCUCCUAAGAAAUCAGCUGGUCACCACCUCACCGCCUUCUCCACUGCUUCUGUGGAGGUUAAUCAAAAUGCCACAAGUCCCACUGCAUCUUCUCCUAACAGUAACCCCUUAGUGCCCACAACUUCUCUCAACAUGACUCCUCUUAAAUCAUGUUUUCUCCAAAUGCCGAGGUUGUCUUCUGGGCAUGGAACCAUUGGCAUAUAG
Messenger RNA from Dovyalis caffra, 2055 nucleotides. The record is from the annotation of a GenBank genome assembly. Lineage: Eukaryota; Viridiplantae; Streptophyta; Magnoliopsida; Malpighiales; Salicaceae.